This is a messenger RNA of Heteronotia binoei (common prickly gecko), 2370 nucleotides long. RefSeq lists its product as uncharacterized. The transcript has 4 exons. The record is from RefSeq and is a predicted model, not a curated record. Bases 247 to 1788 code for a protein of 513 amino acids. NCBI's taxonomy places the organism in Eukaryota, Metazoa, Chordata, Lepidosauria, Squamata, Gekkonidae.
AAAGACCGACAAAGAGGAUUAACUCCGAAGUGACCCUCGCCUCUCAUCGCAGCUCGCGCUGGCGGAGCCCCACCCCCGGAGUGGCCCGAACUCCGGGCUGGUGGUCACAUGGCUCUCUCAGCAUGGUGGGAAGAAGGAGAAAGUUAUUCGAAUUGCAAGCCCUGCUUGCCCUGGGACGGUGCGAGUCGCCGAGCCACUUCCCAGCCAGUUUGCUGAAUUUCGCAGCUUUGCUCCAGCUCACCUCAAAUGCCUGGAUUUCCAAGAGAGAAGCUGGGCUGUCUCUCCUUCCUUCUCCCCCCACUCCCAGUGUUUGAGAGAAAAGCUGGCAUCCACUGGCACUUUAGACCCAUGAAGUGUUCUUCAAGCAAAGGCAGAAAUAAAAUAAUGGCUGGUAAUGAUGAGCUCUUAAAGAAUCUACAGAGUAACUUGCAAGAACUAGACAAUCUCCGGUCUGCAUAUUUUGCAUCCACGAAAAGUCCCCUGGCAUCCAUAGGAACAAGUACCAAAACUCUACUUCGUGACCAACACCAACUGUCAAGAGAGAAUAUGAACAUGCAAGCAUUUGCUCCUCGAAAGAGCAUCCGCCACCGUAACCCCUACUGGCCUGAUGAAGAAAUACGAACUUUUAUUGAGAUCUGGGGCGAUGACCAAGUCCAAGCCUCAUUGGCCACCAACUUCCGCAACGAGGCCCAGUACGAGUGGAUCUCUGAUCGCAUGCGAGAAUAUGGCUAUGAUCGAGAUAUGAAGCAAUGCCGCCUACGUGCCAAGGAACUACGGCGAGGAUACAAGGCCAUCGUCUGUGGCAAUAAUUCCUCUGUGAGUGGGCAACGUGCCCUGCCAUUCUUCGAUUCCUUGAAUAGUUUUCUGUGCAUGCACAAGGGCCUUGUGGUUUCCAAGGUUUCCCUCUCAAUAGAUCGGAGAAAUCGAGAGGCACAAAAGCUGGGGCUGGAGCAGGAGAAGAAUGAAAAACUCAGUGUAGUUCUUGUUUCUGAUGAUGAUGAGGCAUCCAUCCCAGAGCCUACGGAUGACUCUAAUGGCUACUUUCAGGACACUCGGAUGGAUUCUGAUCCUGUGAAUGCACAGUCUCCAGGUGAUGAAUGGGAACAGCAUGUAGAAGAUGGUAUUCUGGCAGGUGAUGAUGUUUCACCCACCUUUUCCAAUGCUAGAGGAGAGGGCCAUUCUGCAAAUUCAGGCCCAUCAAGCUCCUUCCCUAGGGCAUCCCAGGUCGAUGCUGAUAGAGCAAGCAACCACUGGAAUCGGAAGCAGAGGAAACAAACGGAUGCUACCUUGGACCUUGUGGAUGCCAUUUCACAAGUGGGUGACAGGCUAGUGAGUGCUCUGUCGGAUUUGCAAUCAAAACACAGGGAAGCCUCUGAACUUGCCCAGAGCAGGGAGAACAGUGUGCGCAAGGAGGAAUUUGCCAUUCUUGCAAGCCACGUGGACCAAGCCACAAAGAACAUGGACAAACUCAUCACGCUUAUGGAGACCUCCACCAGACGGAUUGCAGAUGCCAUGGACAGACAGACUGCUGCAUUGGAGAACAUGGCCCGCUUGUUUGCUACAAGGGUUCCAGCUCCUUCAGUGCUCCCAGGGUCUCAAGGGCAACCUGUGCUUUCCUCCUCAAACCAUUCCGUACCAGUCCCAUCGCCAGGAAUGGGGUUGCCCAAUGCCGUGAACACUUUGAGGGCACGCCAUACUGGUGAUCAGGGAGCACCAAAACCACCAGUGCCCUCUGAGGCUGAGGAAUGUCAGCCAGAGACAAAGAAAAUAAAAAUAGAAGACGACUAGAUUUUUGCGAUCGUAUUGCAGUCCUUCAGAUCUGCUUGUUUGCUCUCACUGGAUGAAUGUUUAUCCUUUUAUUAUUUUUUUCUUUCAUUGGGAAAGUCAUGAAGGUGGAGCGUGGAGUAAAGGUCUAUUUUUUUUUGUCUUUUUAGAUUUGUAGUUACGGUUUUUUUAAAAGUUUGUGCAUAGAUUUGUAUCAGGGAGGGAAGGGUGAGGUCCCCCAAUCCAGGACAAUACAAGCGCACAGUUCACUGUCAUUCCACUAUUUUCUUGUUUCAUAUUUCACUGCUCAGCUAUGAGAUUUGAUAGUGAUCUGGAUGUUGGCUUGAGACAUGGAGAUCAUGGAUUCAGAUCUCUUGUUGGUCAUGAAUUCUCUGGGUGGCUUUAUGAAGUCACUCUGAGCCAAGUUUAUCUCCAAAACAGUAAUACUAAGGAUAUGUAUCACUAGCUGAUUUUGAAGUUGAACAGUUUCAGGAUUGCAAAUCACUGUGCACACUAAAAAAAAAAAAAAAUGGUAUAGGAGAUAAGGGUAGAGAAUUGCUUUCUCUGUCGCAAUAUAAAAUCCUGUUAUUAAAUCAAUGAAAUGCA